This is a messenger RNA of Trichoderma aggressivum f. europaeum, 918 nucleotides long. RefSeq lists its product as uncharacterized. NCBI's taxonomy places the organism in Eukaryota, Fungi, Ascomycota, Sordariomycetes, Hypocreales, Hypocreaceae. Gene Ontology annotation, cellular component: chromatin; nucleus. Bases 1 to 918 code for a protein of 305 amino acids. The transcript has 3 exons. Gene Ontology annotation, biological process: nucleosome assembly. The record is from RefSeq and is a predicted model, not a curated record. Gene Ontology annotation, molecular function: chromatin binding; histone binding.
AUGUCUGCCGAAAACAUUGAUAACCCCAUCUCCUACGAGAUCCUGGAGGACCUCGAGGAUGAUUUCGAAGAGGUUGAGCUUGAGCUCCUCCGCCAACAGGCCAAGCUCACCAAGGACCUGUACGCAAAGCGUGCCAAGGUCGUCUCUGAGAUCCCCAACUUCUGGCCCCUCGUCUUCGAGCAGGCCCCCCCGGAUAUCGACGAGUACGUCCAGCCGACCGACUCAGCCGUCCUCCUGAGCUCCCUCAUCAACCUGUCCGUGGAGCGCUUUGAGCUGCCCAACGGCGACCCUCGCAGCAUCUCCAUCAAGUUCGAGUUCAGCGAGAACGAGUACUUUGAGAACAAGGUUCUCGAGAAGAAGUUCUGGUGGCGCCGCAACAAGGAUGGCUGGGCGGGCCUCGUCAGCGAGCCUGUCAAGAUCAACUGGAAGGCCGACAAGGACCUGACCAGCGGCCUGCUGGACCUCGUCUACCAGGUCUGGGAGGACGACAAGGCCGGCAAGGGUGACGACACCGAGGCCAAGAAGAAGCUCAAGAGCCAGAUGGAGAGCACCGGCCUCGACGGCGUCAGCUUCUUCGCCUGGUUUGGCUUCCGCGGCCUGAGCAUCUCCGAGGAGGAGAACCAGGCCGCCCUCAAGGAGGAGCAGGAGAAGCGCAAGGCCCGCAAGGAGGGCAAGGAGACCGAGGACGAGCCCGAGGACGAGGACGAGGAUGAUGAUGACGACGAGUACGAGAUGGAGAUCUUCCCCACCGCCGACGACCUUGCCGUCUGCAUCGCCGAGGAUCUCUGGCCCGGCGCCAUCAAGUACUUCUUGACGGCCCAAGAGCAGGAUGCCCUGAGCGACAUCAACUUUGAGUCUGACGAGGAGAUGGAUGAGGAUGAGGAAGAUGCCCAGCCCUCCAAGAAGCGCAAGGCUUAA